AUGAGCAAACGUGGCUUCGACGGGGCCACCGUCGAUCGUGGCGGUUCUAUCGGUACGGGAGGAGGUUUUGAAGAGGCACCAGGGGGUGGGGAAAAGCUGGCACUGCCUGUCGUAAGAGGUCUGCCACUUCUCCUGCUUCCACACCACGUUGAAAUCAUAUGGCAAGCACACGACAUUGAGACAGCGACGGCAAGAGCAGCCACUGGAGCGCAUCUGCGAGAGGGCAGUCAGAAAACUGGCGCAUCCGUGGCUACCGCGGCAACAUUGGCGGACCGGGAAGCCUCUUAUUCAGGAGUUGCUGCCUCUGCAGACGCCAAAACUGGACAGAAUCCGACGGAUUCAGCUCCUGGUCAAAAGCACACUAUUGGCUUGCACGGAGCAACCGGUCAGGUUCAGCGUAGCACUGCCGGAGGCUCGACUUCCGGGAAAAAGUCUUCAGUUAAUUCGUCUCAUACGCGGGACAGUGUGGCCAAGGGAGGGAAGGACGGAUGUUCAGCCUCUGGAGGUUCGAAGUUACAAGGUUCUACACCUGCAGGAGGGGUGGCGGGGCCUGCUGGAGUCUGUCGAAAUGGCAAGCUGCGACCAGGAUCCUUAGUGACCACUCAGAACUCAGAAGCAGACCGCGCUAUGGUGCGUGACGCAGGGAUACGUAGUUGCGUUGAAGAGACCUGUCGAAUCUUACGCUUGGGACCCGAAGGACGGCGGAAACAAGCUGUCGUGGACUUUCACCUCUUCAGCCUCUUGUUUGCCAGAGAAGCACGGCUUUGUUCGGCGAAAGCUGCCAUAUUCGUAUCCAUUAUGGGAGUCACUCUUUCACAAAUUGAAACAGUUGCAAAGGCGGUAAGUUUUCAAGCAGUGUCGAACAGCCGUCGAACCACAAAUGAAGCCUUCGCGAAGGUUCAUGGACGCAGACUUUAG
Messenger RNA from Toxoplasma gondii ME49, 918 nucleotides. RefSeq lists its product as hypothetical. The coding region runs from base 1 to 918 and encodes 305 amino acids. The record is from RefSeq and is a predicted model, not a curated record. Lineage: Eukaryota; Apicomplexa; Conoidasida; Eucoccidiorida; Sarcocystidae. The transcript has a single exon.